Molecule: messenger RNA, 1917 nt
Organism: Entrophospora candida
Lineage: Eukaryota; Fungi; Glomeromycota; Glomeromycetes; Entrophosporales; Entrophosporaceae
Source: the annotation of a GenBank genome assembly
AUGCUUCCUAAAUGUCAAGUUAGUGAUGAAAAUGAAAAAGACCAAGAUUUUGAUGUCUUUGAUGAUGUAAGAUGGAUCGGGUUAUCAUCGUCUGACAACUCAGUUUUACCUUCAGUAUCUGACAAAAGUGCAAGUUCUGGCUCAAUUUAUACAAAUCACGUGAAUUUUAUUUUAGACCUGAAUCAAAAAUCGCGCACAACUAGAUCCGUGCUUGGUGACCAUAAUGAAAAAAAGUUACCUCAACCUUCAUCAGCUGCUAGAAAUGAUAUUAAGCAGCGCUAUUUAUCGUCAUCACCAUUUGACGAUUUUGAUAAUGUAAAUAAUGCUACUUCCACUUGUUCAAAUGUAAAUGAUUCAAGCAACAAUUACAAAAAUUCAUCUUCAUCACAAAAUUUAUCAACAUCCAUGUCAACAUCAAUAGCAUCUUCAUUAAUAUCUGCUAAUCCUUUAUUGUCGGAUAAAUCAUCGUCGUCGUCGUCAUCAUCUACGACGUUUUCAUCACUACUACAAAAAAAUCAUAAUAAAUCAUCACCACUUUCAUCAUCAAUAUCAUCACCAAUAUCUUUAUAUUGUUCUUCAUCUUCCACAACAACGCCUCCUUCGUCUCAACCUUCCAUACUUGAUUCAUCAUCUGAAAUAAUUACAAUCAGCGUAACCGAUACCAAAACUGAUUUGAUAUCUUCCUCUCGCGCUGAUAAAAUUCCAAAUAAUGCUUCUGUCAACUAUUCAAAUGAUAUUGAAAAAAAUGAUGUCGACCUUAUCAAAAAUGAUUCUCUAAUACCAAAACCUACUGCUAUAUUGCCACUUGCUACUUCUCCUUCAUCGUCUUCUUCUCCAUCACCGUCACCACCGUUACCAACUGCACACCAAUACGAGCAAACUCGAUCGCUACAGCCACCAUCUUCGACAAAAGAAGAAAUAAUAACAAAAGAAAUUACAAUAAAUUUCAAUGAUACUGGAUCAGAAAAUAACAACAAUAAUAGUGUUAUAGUUGAAAAUACUGAUGGUAAUAAUAAGAACAGGAUUUCUUUAUCACCCUCGAGCACUUCAUCAUCUUCAACUAUCACCGCUUUGUCAUCUUCUUCAUCUACAAACUCUAUCAUCAAUCAAACAACUGAUCCAUCAUUACCGGUCAAUUCUACUACUGAUCAGCAACAACCAACCGUCACUGAUUCCAAAUCUGUUCAAGGAUCUUCUAAUAUUGCCUCCACAACAGAUGACAGUAACAAAAAUGUCAAUGGUGCUAACAAUCAUAAUGUUUUCGAUCCUAGCAUUGAAAAUCAUUCUAAUUCAUCGUCGUCACCAAAUGUUUCUGAUAAUAAUAAGACUGAGGCAAUUGAUGAAAAUAUUGUACCAACCGAUUAUAAUUCUUCUUCUUCGUCCAUCACCGAUCAAAAAUCAACUUCUUCUGAGAAUCACAAUCAUCAUCAUAGUAAUAAUGAUAACAAUCAUAAAUCUCAUUCGAUCAAUGGCAAUAAUAAAGUUUACAAGGAAAAAUCAUUUGAUCAAUUGUAUAAAGAUAAACAAAUUUCUGCAUCAUCUUGGAAAGAAAAAACCAAUACCAACAGCUCAGCAACAAGUUCCAAAAAUAAAAUAUCACAAUCACCAUCUGAUAAUAGUAAUAAUCUUAGCACAUAUUUUUCAUUAAAUCAUCUCAACAAUGCUCCUGCCGUCAAUAGCAACACCGUCACCACCUUUACUAAUCAUAAUAAUGCUACUGCAACAUACGCUGAUACACAAUGGUAUUCUCCAUUUAAUUCAGGUUUUAAUAUUGAACUUAGUAGGCCAAAAUCACCAAAAGGUACCAACACUAGAUCUCACACACCCUCAAGAAUAAACAAUAACAACGAGGGCAACACCUCAUUAUUUUCUACUUCUGAUCACAUCUCCCUCCUUCAAAUUGGUGGUAAAAGUUGA